CUAAUGGUAGAAACCACAUCAUAUAAAGUGUUCCUGUGGAAGCAUCAAACAAUAGCAAAAACAUCGUCAUCGAUUUCGUCAUGGAGGGUUUUUUUUAUGUGGCGUUUGUCGUAGGCCUGGUCUGACCUGAGAGCCAAAAGCAUUACCUUUUGCGAUUUGGACCCAACUUUGCUUCACGUACAGAGAGCUAAUUUUCACUUCAAGCAUGGAAUUUAUUCCUAGUACUACAAUCUAUCUUAUAACUCUUCUCUCCUUUUCCAUGCCUUUUGCAACUUCCGCCACCAUCUUUGAUUUCGAAAACUGUGAGUUCCCAGCAAUCUUUAACUUUGGUGACUCCAACUCCGAUACCGGUGGAUUGGCAGCUUCUUUCACCCCCCCUAACUUUCCCAAUGGAGAGACAUACUUUGACAUGCCAGCAGGAAGAUACUGUGAUGGAAGGCUUAUUAUAGAUUUUAUUUCAAAGAGUCUUGAUCUUCCGUAUCUGAGUGCAUAUUUGAAUUCUCUGGGGACGAACUUCACUCAUGGAGCAAACUUUGCCACUUCAUCAUCCACCAUUACCUUACCAACUAGUAUUAUGCCAAAUGGUGAAUACAGUCCUUUCUACCUUGGAGUACAAUAUGAGCAAUUCUUGCGAUUCAAAGCCAGGUCACAGUUGAUCAGGGAAGGAGGAGGAAUUUUUGCCAGGUUGAUGCCCCGAGAAGAAUAUUUUGAAAAAGCUUUAUACACAUUUGAUAUUGGUCAAAAUGAUCUCGGGGCUGGAUUUUUUAGUAUGUCUGUUGAGGAAGUGAAUGCAUCUGUCCCUGAUAUGAUUAAUGCAUUUUCAACAAAUGUUGAGAACAUGUACCAUUUGGGAGCUAGAUCAUUCUGGAUUCAUAACACCGGACCAAUUGGUUGUCUCGGCUACAUUUUAGUUGGAUUUCCCACAGCAGAGAAAGAUGUUGCAGGUUGCGCUAAGCCUUACAAUGAAGUAGCUCAAUACUUUAAUCACAAGUUGAAGGAAAGUGUUUUUCAACUCAGGAGAGAUUUUUCAACAGCUUUAUUCACAUAUGUAGAUGUUUAUUCUCUGAAGUAUGCUUUGUUCAGCGAGCCGAAAACAUAUGGAUUUGAGCUUCCACUUGUAGCAUGCUGUGGCUAUGGCAACCUGUAUAACUAUAGCAGCGGUGCUGUAUGUGGAGCAACCAUUGCAAUAAACGGUACCCAAAAAACAGUGGGUUCAUGUGAUACCCCCUCGGCACGGGUAGUUUGGGAUGGGGAGCACUACACUGAAGCUGCAAACAAAUUUAUUUUUGAUCAAAUUUCUACAGGAGUAUUUUCUGAUCCACCUGUUCCUUUGAAAAUGGCAUGUCAUAGGACUGCAGACCUUCAGAGAUACUAAUUAACUAGAUAUCAUAUGUAUCAAAAUCAUCGAAUACCCAAAUGUUGAAGAAUUUAGCAAUGCUGAUUAACUAAAGCAACUAGACACAAGCAUGACAGGUUGCACGACACCAAACUCCCUGAUCUGAGGAAAACAGGAAACUAUUAAUGUGUUAACAGGGUAAAGUUACUACAAAUUUUAGGGAUAUAAUCAACCAUGAACUCAUCAUUAUGGCCAGUAUUAGACUAGGCUGGUCAACUGACUGAAAGUGACCUUUUCUGCUCUUGUAAUUCUGAAAGAUAAUGCCUAAAUGAAUUUUGAAGAUGUAUUGUUAAAUAUAGCCAGAACAGUUUUUUUU
Molecule: messenger RNA, 1712 nt
Organism: Populus trichocarpa (black cottonwood)
Lineage: Eukaryota; Viridiplantae; Streptophyta; Magnoliopsida; Malpighiales; Salicaceae
Product: esterase
Exons: 5
Coding region: 206-1375 (389 amino acids)
Molecular function (GO): hydrolase activity, acting on ester bonds
Source: RefSeq, a predicted model, not a curated record